GCCUAUCUGACGAGAGCAAUCCGAGUAUCAUUCAGUUUUUUUUUCUUUCUUUUCAUUCCUUCACUGAUGAUAUUUCCUUCUGAUCUCAUUGAAAAUCAAGCAGAUAGCAUGACAAAUGGCAACACGAUUAAUUUUUUUCCCUGCUAGUUACUACGUUUUGCUGCUGUGUUCAUUGAAGUGAAAAUAAGCAUGUUUAUUCGGUUAUCUAUAUAAACGAAAAAUUGUGUGAACGAAGGGAAAAAACUGUUGACCUAUAGCCACGGAUUAUCGAUACAGCAUGCCAAUGAGAAAAUUGAACAGGGUCGCUUCGAAACAAGAUCAAUGAAAUAAAACAAACAAUUACGCAUUAUUGUCCAGUGUUUUGUUAAUUCGGAACAAUUGAAAAAUAUUUAGUUGGAAAAAUUUUCCCAACUAAAGUCAAUUGAAUUCAGCGAUAAAAUUGACAAAAUUUGGUAAAUAGAUUUAUGGCGCGAAAAUGUCCCGUAUUUUUCAAAUUGUAAACCGCACACGAUGUGUGACAGUACAGUACGGUACAGUGUAGUGGAUGCGGUUCUUGUCGCAAUGUGCUUUGCUGUUGUUGUUGUUGUUUUGCUUCUUCUUCUUUCGCUUUUUUUUUUCUACUAGCGAUGACAUUAGAUGUCAUUUGUGUAUUGUCGUCUCGCUCAAAUACUGAGAUCGGUUGUUAUCACUUCAAUGCGAAACUGUGUUACAUUUCAAAAAAUUGCUUAUUUGUGAAACAGUCGUAAGCUGGAUUCAACUUCAUCAACAGAUUGAGCUGUAAUUCUCUGUCUUGUACACUAGUGUUCACGAUCGAUCUUCAUCAGUUGAACGAGAUACUUUUUUUUGUUCCUUUUGUGUUUCGACAGCGAGAAGUUUUGAAUCAACCGAAAAAAUAAUCGUACACACGAGCUGCUCUUGGAUCCGAAAAAAGAAGAAGAUAGACGGCUGAUUUACUGAGUAGUCAUUGUGAAGAGAAAUCAAAUAAAAUAGAAACAAUAACAACAACAAAAAUGGUUUUGUGUCAAGUAAUUCGUGUAUCGUCAACGGUUGGCGUAAAUGCACUGACCAAAUUCGCCAAAUUCAAUGCACACAUAAAAUAUUUGCCAACCAUUAGACAUUUCAGUGCAUCGCCGGCACUUUUCACAGGUAGAAAAUACACGGAAAAACACGAAUGGGUUCAAGUAAAUGGCGAAAUUGGUGUGGUUGGAAUUUCGAACUAUGCUCAGGAGGCCCUUGGUGACGUUGUGUUUGCACAAUUGCCUGAUGUUGGCGCCGUUUUGUCACAAGGCGACGAGUGUGGCGCAUUGGAAAGUGUGAAAGCGGCCAGUGAGUUGUAUUCGCCGGUGUCGGGAACGGUCACUGAAAAGAAUUCCGAAGUCGAAGAAACGCCUGGUCUUAUCAACAGCUCGACAUAUGACAAAGGCUGGCUGUUCAAAGUGAAGCUCAGCAAACAAGACGAGGUCGACACACUCAUGAACGAAGAAAAAUACGACGAAUAUCUCAAGUCAUCACAUUAAAAGCAACAUCAACACCAAUGCCAAUCGCAUACGAUUCAAAAUCGUUUGUGUGUUUGUUUGUUUUUUUUUAUACAAAAAUUCAAGUUUUGCUUAUUUAAUUUUAAUUCUUAAUUAAGAGUUGUUGCUGUCGAUUAGCACAACAGUAAACUGAGUUGAGCUUGAUCGUAAUACCCCCUAAAAAUAAAACGAGAAAAAAAACAUGUUCAUAUGACAA
Sitodiplosis mosellana (orange wheat blossom midge) is the source of this 1731-nucleotide messenger RNA. It is a transcript of the gene ppl, whose product is annotated as glycine cleavage system H protein. Gene Ontology annotation, cellular component: glycine cleavage complex; cytoplasm; mitochondrion. The coding region runs from base 1011 to 1517 and encodes 168 amino acids. Gene Ontology annotation, biological process: protein lipoylation; glycine decarboxylation via glycine cleavage system. The record is from RefSeq and is a predicted model, not a curated record. Lineage: Eukaryota; Metazoa; Arthropoda; Insecta; Diptera; Cecidomyiidae. The transcript has 3 exons.